AUGUCUACCACUCGCACCUAUGAUCUCCUUAUUAAACUCCUAUUGAUUGGAGACUCCGGAGUUGGUAAAUCAUGUCUCCUGCUUAGAUUCUGUGAUGACCAAUUCACACCUUCGUUUAUCACCACCAUUGGCAUUGAUUUCAAGAUUCGUACCAUUAAUCUCGAUGAUAAGAGAGUAAAACUUCAAGUGUGGGAUACUGCCGGUCAAGAGAGAUUUAAAACUAUUACCACAGCUUAUUACAGAGGAGCUAUGGGUAUUCUCUUGGUCUACGAUGUCUGUAAUGAGAAGUCGUUUGAGAAUAUUCGGUCAUGGUAUUCUAAUGUUGAGCAGCACGCUAGUGAGAAUGUUGUUUUGAUUCUUGUUGGUAAUAAGUCUGAUAUGAGCGAAAAGAGAGUUAUUUCUCCUGAGCAAGGUCAGGCUUUGGCUGAUGAACUUGGAAUCCCGUUCAUUGAGGCAAGCGCAAAGACAAACGAUAAUGUAGAAGAUACAUUUUUCUCAUUGGCUAGAAGAGUCAAGCAGACGAUGUUCUCUGACAAUGCUGAUGCCAAUGGUGCCACGACUGGUGGUUCAGUCAACGUUGGCAGUGCCAACAACAGUGGGACUGGUGGUAAGUGCUGCUAG
Molecule: messenger RNA, 621 nt
Organism: Sugiyamaella lignohabitans
Lineage: Eukaryota; Fungi; Ascomycota; Dipodascomycetes; Dipodascales; Trichomonascaceae
Gene: SEC4
Product: Rab family GTPase SEC4
Exons: 1
Coding region: 1-621 (206 amino acids)
Biological process (GO): protein secretion; regulation of exocytosis; protein localization to plasma membrane
Cellular component (GO): plasma membrane; endosome
Molecular function (GO): GTPase activity; GTP binding
Source: RefSeq, a predicted model, not a curated record